AUGGAGAGAAACUUCACUGAAGAAGGAAUUCAGCAGACCCUCCAUCUUCCCUGGGACAUUGGCAAGGUCACAGAUGAGGAAGAGAAGCAGUUUUGUCACCACAGGACCAAAUCUUCAGGCUGGCCUCCCCCCUCAGGAACCUGGAGCUUGAACCAGGGAUCUUCCUAUGGAUGGGAGAUGACGGCAAACAGAGAUGGGAGAGACUACUUCAUCAAUCACAUAACGCAAUCUGCCACUUUUGAUGACCCGCGAUUAGACAGCUGCCAAAUCACACCUCCAGCCCCUCGGAAAGUGGAAAUGAGGAGAGAUCCAGUCCUGGGAUUUGGUUUUGUGGCUGGCAGUGAAAAACCUGUGGUGGUACGCUCUGUAACACCAGGAGGUCCUUCUGAAGGAAAACUGAUUCCAGGAGAUCAAAUCAUAAUGAUUAAUGAUGAGCCUGUCAACACUGCUCCAAGGGAGAGAGUCAUCGACCUUGUCAGGAGCUGCAAAGAAUCGAUCCUUCUUACUGUUAUUCAGCCUUAUCCUUCUCCUAAAUCAGCAUUUAUCAGUGCAGCAAAAAAGGCCAGAUUGAAGUCCAAUCCUGUCAAAGUGCGAUUCUCGGAAGAAGUCAUUAUUAAUGGCCAGGUUUCAGAAACAGUGAAAGAUAAUUCACUUCUUUUCAUGCCAAAUGUUCUGAAGGUGUACCUGGAAAAUGGACAAACCAAAUCUUUUCGUUUUGAUUGCAGCACUUCAAUAAAGGAUGUCAUCUUAACACUUCAAGAAAAACUGUCAAUUAAGUGUAUUGAACACUUUUCUCUGAUGCUGGAGCAGAAGGCUGAUGGAUCUGGAACAAAACUUCUCUUACUCCAUGAACAGGAGACUCUAACUCAGGUGACCCAGAGGCCAAGCUCCCACAAGAUGCGAUGCCUCUUCAGAAUCAGUUUUGUCCCAAAAGAUCCCAUUGACCUUUUACGAAGAGAUGCAGUUGCCUUUGAAUAUCUGUAUGUACAGAGCUGUAAUGAUGUAGUUCAGGAGCGGUUUGGACCUGAGCUCAAAUAUGAUAUUGCACUAAGACUGGCUGCAUUACAAAUGUAUAUUGCAACUGUGACCACGAAACAUACUCAGAAAAUUUCCCUCAAAUACAUUGAAAAAGAAUGGGGACUGGAGACUUUUCUUCCAUCUGCUGUACUGCAGAGCAUGAAAGAAAAGAACAUAAAGAAAGCACUUUCACACCUUGUCAAAGCAAAUCAAAACCUAGUUCCUCCGGGUAAAAAGCUAUCUGCUCUACAAGCCAAGGUACACUAUCUCAAGUUUCUCAGUGAUCUACGGCUAUAUGGAGGCCGUGUAUUCAAAGCAACAUUAAUGCAGGGAGAAAAACGUUCUGAGGUGACAUUGUUAGUGGGACCACGAUAUGGCAUAAGCCAUGUAAUAAAUACCAAAACGAAUUUGGUAGCACUACUGGCCGAUUUCAGCCAUGUGAACAGAAUUGAGAUGUUUACAGAAGAUGAAACUAUAGUUCGAGUUGAGCUUCAUGUGCUAGAUGUAAAACCAAUCAUUUUGUUAAUGGAAUCAUCAGAUGCCAUGAAUCUUGCCUGUUUGACAGCUGGAUACUAUAGACUUCUAGUUGAUUCAAGGCGUUCAAUAUUUAACAUGGCCGGGAAGAAAAAUGGUGGAAGCCGUGAAGCAGGGAAUGAAACUAAGGGGAAGCAUAACCUCCAUGGAUCAGAAUGGAACUGUGUGGCAAAAACUACUACAUUCCCAGCAGAAGAAGAACAGGAGGCCCACAUGUUUGUAGAUCCGAAACAGAAAACUACAGAAUCCUGCGACAGCACUUUGUGUCCAAAAGAACACAGACACCUAUACAUAGACAGUGUUUAUAGUUCAAGUGAGAUUGAUCAGCAAUUGGCUAAACAAAGUGACUCUACAGAGGCAGAAGAAAACCAAAAUUUAAGCCAACAAUCUGUGCUGUCAUACUCAGGAGGACUGGACUCAAGCAAGAAGACACAAGGAUCUCCAAGAGCUGCAAAAGUAUCCUUUAUAUUUGGCGAUCACAAUUUGGAUGGUAUUAAUCCCCAAACUCUUGGCUAUGAAAGACUAUUGGAUGAAAGUCCAGAAACUUUAGAUAAGCAAAGAGCUCUUUAUAUAAGCCAUGCCAAUGACAUUAAGGGUUUAGAGCUCUCUCCAGAUACUGAUAGCAUUCAGUUUGCUGCUAAUUCAGUUUAUGCGGGCUUAAAUGAUGGCAAAAUAUUUGAAGCUGCAGAAGGAAUAGAAGAGCCUUUGCUGCAUGAUAUUUGCUAUGCAGAGAACACAGAAGAUGCUGAAGAUGAAGAUGAAGUAAGCUGUGAGGAAGACGUUAUGGUAGGAGAAAUCAAUAGGCCAACUCUUCUUAGCCUUUCAGGUUCUAGUGAUGACAUCAUAGACUUGACAUCACUUCCACCUCCAGAAGGCGAUGAUAAUGAAGAUGACUUCCUAUUGCAUUCUCUAAACAUGGCCAUUGCUGCUCCUCCACCUGGAUUCAGGGACAGCUCGGAUGAUGAAGACUCACAGAAUCACACCUUACAGUACAGAGAAGACAAGGAGGAAGCCAAGGACGUUGGGCGUGGUGAUAUCCCAGUGUCUCUUAUUGAUGCUGUCCCCACUAAUACUGAAGGAAAAUGUGAAAGGGGGUUAGAUGAAGCUGUGGUUUCUACUCUUCAAGCACUGGAGGCCUUGGCUGCUUCUGAGGAACAACAGACUAAUGAUAAUUCAGGUGUAGCCAUCUUGAGAGCAUAUAGCCCUGAAUCUUCAUCAGAUUCUGGCAAUGAGACUAACUCUUCUGAAAUGACUGAAAGUUCUGAACAGGCCACCGCACAGAAACUGACUGAAAAUGCCACGCGCAUGUUUUUGCCUGCUAAUGAAGGUAACCAACCGCAGGCUGAAUUCUCCAUCACCAAGAAUCAGGCUGGAGGGCUGCUAAUGAAAUCUUUACCAUCAUCGUCUAAUCAGCAAGUUACAGAGCUACAGACAAAAGUUGUGCCUUCAAAGCAGAUUCUCCAUUCAGAUAACAUGGAGAUGGAGCCAGAAACCAUGGAAACAAAAUCUGUUACUGAAUAUUUUAGCAAACUGCACAUGGGGUCUGCAGUUUAUUCUUGCACUACUAAACGGAAAAGUAAGGUGACUGAUGGAGAAGGGAAAAUGACUCCUGAUGGCCAUGUUGUUACAAAAAAACAGCAGGAGGCUAAAAAAACAGAAACUGAUGAGCAAAAGAGUAAAAUUGGUACUCUCUCCUUGAGGGAGGGUCAACGCAUAAGCACUUUUAAUGUAGAGAGAACUGCCUUUCGCAAGGAUGGCCAAAGAUGGUAUGUUGCUCCAGAAGAAGGAGCAGUGGAGAAACCAAAUUCAGAGACAGUGAAUGGAAAGGCAGUUCCACGAGUUUCCAGUCUUGGGAAAACAGAGAUGGAUGGCAAAGAUGAUGUGUAUCCUGAGAUUGAUCAUAAUGUUAUUUUAGGACAUGGGCCAGAUGAAAAUUUUGUGUCAGAUGUGUCUACUCUGCCUUCACCCAAAGAUUGGAAUGACUCUGAAGAUGUUAAUUUGUCUGUGGAUGAUCGUCUUUCCAAGCUUCCAGAAGCUGAGCAGAGUGUGACUAGACUGUGCGAGUACCAUUUAGCUAAGCGAAUGUCCUCCUUGCAGAGCGAAGGCCAUUUUUCCCUGCAAAGCUCGCAGUGCUCUUCGGUGGAUGCAGGCUGCAGCACAGGCAGUAGUACAUGUGGAACCCCUGUUGAAUCUCCUCUUUGUACCUCUGAUGCUAAGCACAUCAUGCCUGACUCAACAGGAAAAAGCAUCGGCUAUAUUUCCGUAGAUGAAAGAGCUGCCACGCAUCCCAACCACGGAUCAACGUACAAGGAGCUGCACCAGCAGUCAGAAACUGUGUGCCACAGAAUGGCUGUUCCUGUUAUGCAUUCUGCAGUGAAUUCUGCUGACCCCCUGUUUGGCACGUUGAGAGACGGAUGUCACAGGAUUCCUAAGAUUAAAGAAACUACAGCUUUCACAGAGCCUGUGACUGGAAGACAAGGAGGCAUACCUUCAGCUUUUCCAAAACAGCCCAGAGCUGGUUCCAUCAUGCUAUCAUCCCACAUUCACUCUGAAUCAAAGGUGCCAAGUCAAAACCAAGACUCUUUUGAUGUUCCCAAAGUCAACCAGUCAGGUGGGGUCGUGGCUAGUUUUUGGCCAUAUGAUGUGAUGGGGGGAAGCCUCAGAAUGCCACACAAGAAGAAAGUCUUGAGACGGAGCAGCAGUGUCAUUGCAGAAACUACAGGCAUUGCGAUGUUUCUUGAGAAGGAGAAAGCCACAGCCAGUUUGUUAUGUACAGAUGCCACGGAAGGAGAGGACUCAAAAGCAGAAAAAAGAGGAGAACUUCCUCUGGGGAAAAAGUUGUUGAAAUGUUAUUCCCAAAGCUCUGUGAAUGUCUGUGUAAGCAGCAAAAGAUCUGUCUGGAAUACCAUCCAGAAGGAGCCCAAGCAGUACAGAACAUUGCCCUUACGAAAGCUCGAUGCUAGCAACUGGAAAUGCCGUGGGCCGUUUAGCUAUUGUUUCUUGAAGAGAGGAACUCCUGAAGAUGAUGAAGAUGAAGUUGAGCACAGAGAUAGCACCCAGCUCUCAUGCCUCUAUCGUCCUGAAAGACCGUGCAUGGUGGAAGAAGUAUCUACUCAGUCUUCCUCGACCAAAAAUGAGGAAAAUGAGAUAGAAGCUGUGGAAGUUCCCAGAGAUGCAAAAAGCAGUCAAAAAAGCAAGAGGAGUCUUGAAGGUGAGGAUGGCAAAUUCAAUACGGAUCUCAGUGACAUGUCCUUCAAUGCACGGAUUUCAAGACUCAGUGUCAUGAAGGAAAAGAAUUAUGCAGUGCCUGAUGGAUUUCUUGCAGCACAAAAGGAUGCCAAUGAGCUACUCUGUUUGGUCCGGUCUAGUGUGGGGAAGAGGGAGGAUCAUCCAGGAACAUAUGACCUUAAACUUUCUCAGUACAAACAACUGUUAUCUGUAGAAUCUAGACAGUUGGGAAGUGCCUGCAGGAAAAUGGCCAUGGCUGAAAAAAGCCCUGAGGAAAUGCUUGUAGCUAUGACUUCUAGCUUUCAAGUACUCUGUUGCUUAACAGAAGCCUGCAUGCGUUUAGUUAAAAUCAUGAACUCUGAAACACAGCAGGAGGAAAUAGUAGCUAAAAUAGAUGAAGUUGUAAUAAACUACAUUUGUCUUCUAAAGGCUGCAGAAGCCGUGUCUGGCAAGACCUCCAGUGACUCUAGCAUUAAACUCUUGGCUCGUCACUCGACUACCAUGGCCACUAUUGUAAGCACACUAACACGUUCUCUUAAAAUGCUUUUAAAUAAAUAA
Molecule: messenger RNA, 5337 nt
Organism: Varanus komodoensis (Komodo dragon)
Lineage: Eukaryota; Metazoa; Chordata; Lepidosauria; Squamata; Varanidae
Gene: FRMPD4
Product: FERM and PDZ domain containing 4
Exons: 17
Coding region: 1-5337 (1778 amino acids)
Cellular component (GO): cytoskeleton
Molecular function (GO): protein binding
Source: RefSeq, a predicted model, not a curated record